AUGACAUCUUACAUGGCGGACAAAAAUUACUUUGCAUGGGCUAUGUGUGUGGUGAUGAUACUCACCGGCGCACUCAACACUAUCUUUGCAAAGUGGAGCGACUCCAUUAAGGUUGAUGAUGCUUUCUUCAACCAUCCAUUUCUUCAGACAAUGGCCAUGUUUUUUGGAAUGAUCUGGUGUAUGGUUGCGUAUUUCAUUCAUUUUGGCUACCGAAAAUAUAGGUGGAACAAGGCGAAAGGAGAAAGAAGUGCUGCAGAAGAGCCAAAAGUGCACAGGUUCAAUCCUUUUGUCUUUCUUCCUCCUGCAGUAUGUGACGUCGUGGCAACGGCAGUGGUUUACAUCGGCCUGAACCUCACCACUGCCAGUAGUUAUCAGAUGUUACAGGGGGCGCUUAUCAUUUGCACCGGAUUACUAUCGAUACUCAUGUUCAGAAGACGUAUUGAGUAUUACCAGUGGUUUGGAAUGAUCGUGGUCGUCAUAGGUCUGGCCAUCGUAGGAGUAACAGACGUGGUUAUGGGUGCUGAAUCAAACCAUUCGAGCUCUGAGGUCAUGAUUGGCAAUAUUCUUUGCGUUGUGUCACAGAUUGUGGUCGCUCUGCAACUUGUGCUCGAAGAGAAAUAUUUAAAUAAGUACGACGUAGAAGCUCUUUUUGCCGUAGGACUUGAAGGCAUUUAUGGGUUCAUAAUUCUUCUUAUCAGCUUGGUACCUCUUUAUUAUAUUCACGUCGGUGCAACAUUCUCUACCAACCCGUACGGUCGCCUGGAGGAUGUGGGCUAUGCAUGGGAUCAAAUCUGCAAGGAUCCUAUGAUUGCAGUAUCCUUAGCCUGUAUGAUUGUAAGUAUCGCCAUCUUCAAUUUUGCUGCUAUCAAUGUCACUAAAGAACUUUCUGCAACUACUCGAACAGUGGUUGACACUAUUAGGACGAUAUUGGUAUGGGCAGUCAGUGUGCCUGUCUUCCAUGCAAAAUUCAUACCUUAUCAGAUCAUUGGCUUUUUGCUACUACUGCUAGGCAUGUUCAUCUACAACGAUAUGAUAAUAAAUCCAUGGAUCCGCCGAAAAUUCUUACCCAGUAUAGAAGAUCCCGAUCCUGGAACUUGUGCUAGGUGCUGCUUUGCGUUUUGUGGUAUGAAACGCGCAACCAAACCUGAGGUAGAGUUGAACGGUGAUUUGAUAUCAGAAGAAAAGGCUUAGUAUUUAUCACGAUGGGAUGAUGCAAAUAAUAAGGCAAAUCAAUCAUAAUCACCCAAUCACACAAUUCUAAAUUUGUACAUCUCUAUUAUUUCCGUCUUUAUUUCAACGUCACACAAAAUUCCAUCACUCCAUCAUCAUGCUUCCAUGUAGCUACAGUUCUCGGAUGUCAUACUGUAAAAAGAAGUUUUAGUGAUAGAUCGUUCUUGUUUACAUUUUUCACUUUUGUUGUUAGACUAACUGAUUUGCAUAUCCUCAU
Molecule: messenger RNA, 1447 nt
Organism: Cylicocyclus nassatus
Lineage: Eukaryota; Metazoa; Nematoda; Chromadorea; Rhabditida; Strongylidae
Source: the annotation of a GenBank genome assembly